CUAUCACUCCCUCUCUUUCUCCAGAGCCCAGCCCUGUAGGUUCAGAGUCAGAUCAGACUCUGUAGCGUCUCUCCAGUCCCAGACGUCCCGGGCUCCGGUCCUGGCGGUGUGUCCGUCAGUUCCCCCGGUGGAGUGUCUAUUGGUUCUCCUGGUGUGAAUGUGGGCUCCCCGGGCCCAAGCGGAGUGGUUCCGUUACCGGGAACACGUUGAAGCGCUGGCUGCCCAGCCCAGUGAGGAGAUUGAGCCAGGGCAAGCCGACAGCCAGGGGAAAAACCUCCACUACGCACCAGGAGACGAGACACGGCCCGAGCUAGUCACGCCGCUCACCGCUAACACACACCUGAAGGGGAAGAGCCGUGAAGACUCUGUCCAGAGUGGAGGAGAGGAGGAGCUGGAGGAGGAGCCACACACGCCCCUCCCACCUCCCAUGGAGAUCAUUAAAGAUAGCAACGACCCUGAGGACUCAGAGGGCUCCAACCAGUCAGACACAGAGCAGAAGAACAAAGCCAUGAGAGGCCGCAUGUUUGUGGUUAAUGAAAUGGUGCAGACUGAGAAGGAUUAUGUGAAAGACCUUGGUGUCAUCGUGGAGGUGUUCAUGUCGAGGUUGGAGGUGAAAGGGAUUCCAGAGGACACGGGGGAAGACCUGAUAGUAUUUGGUAACAUCCAUCAGAUUUACGACUGGCACCAGGAGUUCUUCCUGGUUGAGUUGGAGAAAUGUUUGCAGGACCACGACCGACUGGCAGAGCUCUUCAUUAAACAUGAGAGGAGGCUGCACAUGUAUGUGGUCUACUGCCAGAAUAAGCCCAGGUCAGAGUUUGUCGUGGCGGAAUAUGAGACCUUCUUUGAGGAGGUGCAGAGAGAGAUCAGCUGUAGGAUGUCCAUCAGUGACUUUCUCAUCAAACCCAUCCAGAGAAUCACAAAGUACCAGCUACUGCUCAAGGAUUUUCUGAAGUACACUUCUAAAGCAGUGCACUGUGAGGAGAUCGAGAGAGCGGUGGAUCUGAUGUCUCUGGUACCCAAACGCUGUAAUGACAUGAUGAACCUGGGACGCCUGCAGGGUUACGAGGUAGACUACCUGACCUUUGACCUAUCAACUCUCACCAGUUUACAUGGAUGCAGAGAUGACAUAGGGAUGAUAGGGGUCAUCCCUAUUUCAUUGAUGCUACAUAAGCAGUCAUAAAGGCUAUAUAAGAAAUCAUAGAGGCUACAUAAGAAAUCAUAGAGGCUACAUAAGUAGUCAUAUAGGCUACAUAAGCAGUCAUAAGAGUGACUUUAGCAGUAAUAGCGCUGUAUAAACCUCCUCAGGGGAGCUGACGAGCCAGGGCAAGCUGCUGCAGCAGGGACCUUCUGUGUGUGGAGCAGGACGGAGGAGUUCUUUCCCGCAGUAAAGACAGACGCGUCUUCCUCUUCGAGCAAAUCAUCAUCUUCAGUGAGCUGCUCCGUAAAGGGUCCUCCCCACCUGGCUAUCAGUACAAGAAGAGCAAUCAAGGUGAGCUACCUGGCCAUGCAGGAGUGUGUGGAGGGGGACCCCUGUAAGUUUGUUCUGUCAUCUCGGGGUCCGCAGAGCGUUUCACCUGCAGGCAGCCAGCCCCUCUGUCAAACAGCUGUGGUCUCCCACAUCACUGAGCUACUGGACACACAGAGCAACUUCCUGUCUGCUCUGCAGUCUCCUAUAGAGUACCAGAGGAAGGAGGGUGGGGGAACAAACCUCCUCACCCGACCCCCCUCGGGCUUCGGCCCCAAAGCAUCGGGCCGACCCCCCUCUGUGCCCCCCACCCCUAACGGACACAACACACACACACAGGCAGACGGCGAGGCACAGGACGACGAGCUGGUGCUGGUGAUCCAGGACUUCAGUGCGGUGCGUGAGGAUGAGAUCACGGUACUUCGCGGGGAACGGGUCCAGAUUCUGGCAUCCAACCAACAUGGCCAGUGUCUGGUCUACCGACCGGCCAACACAGAGUCUCCACCUGCAGAGGGCUGGGUGCCGCGCAGCGUCCUGUUCAACCACUAACUACCAGUUAGAACCAGUCAGAACCAGUUUAGAACCAGUUAUAAACAGUUACACACAAACAGGAUGCCUUCCCCAUAACCAGUUACGGCCCAGUUACACUUCACUGAUGCCAGUAAGACCCAGUACCAAUCACACACAGCUGUUAUUAGUUACUGGUCCCAAACAGUUACACAUAGUUUAAACUAGUUAGAUCAGUUACAUACAGUCAGCUGCCCCAGUUAAACCAAUCACACACACGUAGCAAACAUCCUCAACAACCGGUAGCAACCAUGAACACUAGUGACCAACUACUGUAGUUCCUCACACUGGUGAAAAGAGGCCAGAGAGCUGCAGGUCCAGACAGGGGGAUUUGAGGUGAAUGGACACACAGUAUGCCUAUGGAACAUCCCAACUGAUGAGGUCACUAAUGGCUGCAGCCUAUGGAACAUCCCAACUGAUGAGGUCCAACUGAUGAGUUCACUGAGGGCUGCUGCCAACUGAUGAGGUCACUAAGGGCUGCUGCCUUUGGAACAUCCCAACUGAUGAUGUCACUAAGGGCUGCUGCCUUUGGAACACCCAAACUGAUGAGGCCACUAAGGGCUGCUGCCAACUGAUGAGGUCACUAAGGGCUGCUGCCUUUGGAACAUCCCAACUGAUGAGGUCACUAAGGGCUGCUGCCUUUGGAACAUCCCAACUGAUGAGGUCACUAAGGGCUGUUGCCAACUGAUGAGGUCACUAAGGGCUGCUGCCUUUGGAACAUCCCAACUGAU
Molecule: messenger RNA, 2763 nt
Organism: Salvelinus sp. IW2-2015
Lineage: Eukaryota; Metazoa; Chordata; Actinopteri; Salmoniformes; Salmonidae
Source: RefSeq, a predicted model, not a curated record